Messenger RNA from Trichobilharzia szidati, 2922 nucleotides. NCBI's taxonomy places the organism in Eukaryota, Metazoa, Platyhelminthes, Trematoda, Strigeidida, Schistosomatidae. The record is from the annotation of a GenBank genome assembly.
AUGAGCAUUUCCCACUCAGCAUCACCCAGUUAUGAAGAAAAUUCAGUUUUUAAUAGUACUGGUCGAUCUAAGUCAGUUACUGGUACCGAAUACCUACAAGCAAAUAACAACUGUUUUGAAGAAGAGGAAGAAUGGCAAUCGAAGUUGGAUAAAUGGCGUGAAAAGCGUCGACAAGCCUUACGCAUGGAAGCUACUCAUUUGACUUUAUUACAGGAACGUGAAAAUAAGGAAAAUGAAAGACGCAGGGAAGAAGCCAAAGACCGUUUACGUCAAGUGAAAAAUCAACGUAGCCUUCUAGGCUGUGGACGCAUAUCCUCCUUAGAGUUAGUCCCUUCACCACCAAUCAAAAGUCCUGGUGUCGCACUGUUAACCGGUAGUGCUUUUGAUUCACCGACAAUGAAUCAUGAAGAAAAUAGACAAGUGGAUCCAAUUUCAAAUUCUCAAUCAGUUUCUUCGCACAAUUCUAGAUUGACAGAAGAUCUGGAACAUGUGAAAUCAAACUCCUCCGAAAUGGGAAUGAAUGAGCAUUCUAAUUGUUCCUCUCCUAUAUCUGAAAUGAAAGCAGAGCCACUGGAAAAUACUUCUGACAAACUAAUUGAUAUUUCUGCUUCAAAGAACAGCUCUCUCGAGAAACCUACUAAACGUAAUUCUGUUGAAAUAAUUCGUGACCCACCCCAAAAUAAUGGCUCUGUAAUACCUACAAAUGAAUCAGAUAAUCAGAAGUUCACAUUCCCUCCAGAAAAGAAAAACGGUGAUGUUUCUGUUAAAUUUGAAGAUUAUUCAGAGUGCAAAUUACGUUUAUCAUCUAGACAUGGAGUUUCAGAAUCCUGUUGGGGAUUAACACUAAAAGCUGAAGGUCCUUCAAAUACAUUCCCAUUUGUUGUUGAGCGCGUUAAAAUAGGUAGUUCUGCAGAUAUCUGUGAGUUUCAAAAAGGCGAUAUAUUGAUUUGUAUUGAUGGUGUAAAUCUGGGUAUAAAUCGACCGAAUAGUACUAAAAGUACUAAGCAAAUUACAAAGUUGGAGGAUCUAGAAAGAUUGAUGGCGCAAUUAGCUGUGGUAACCAAACCCAUUACAGUUCAAGUCUUACGAAAAGAGGAUGAAUUUGAUGAUCCUACUUUUGGUGAACCUGAUACAGUUGAUGAUUAUCCGGCUACUUCAUCACCUCACAAGACUGCACAUUCACCAAGUAAUGUUGAUGACUCUGACAGUGAAGGUUUUGAGGUAGUAGUCUCUCCAACGUCAGUUUUUCCUCCCAAAACAUCGCAUCUAUUAGAUACUCCAGUUUUUCAUAGACCUGUCACAAUCACUCAUUCUCUUCGCAAGAUACCUUCGGAAGGCUCUGUUCAUAUUUCGGACGAUGAAUCUGACAAUUCAUCUGUGUCAAGUGAUUCAGAACAAAAAAAUGUUUCUGUGUAUAACUGUCAGGAACGUAAUGUCAUUGUUUCAUCCAUUUCACCUUCUAAUACUGAUAGAAAUAAGCACCGUAUAGUUAAAACUUAUCAAAGUAAAUUGGAAACUGAAGUUUCAAAUCCUUUAGAAGUUGGAACCACACGAUUGAGUUCACCAAGUCAAUCAGAUUCAGUCAGUUGUAAUGGAACUUCAAACAACAAACGAGGUGCAGAAAUUAACUAUACGGAACCAGCACAUUUUACAUUGGCAACUGCAUCUAUGCUAUCUCCUUGUAUUCAAACUGACUAUCAAGUAAAACUAGCCAAUGUAAUUAUGGAAGAGGCUAAGUCUACUAAUUUGGUAAAUGGAAGCAAAUCGAACGAUGAGAAUCCAACAACACAUAUAUCUCAAGGAAAUCUCACAAAUUCUGUCCCAAAUAUUGCUCAAAAUUUUGAUUCUUCAAUGGUCACUAUUCCAAAUGAAAUAAUUUUACCCUCUGCACUAUCUCCAAAAAUGAAACAUAGGUCUCCCCAACGAACAUUUCAUAUUCAUCCAAAGCUACCCAGCUCGACUAAUGAUAUUCCCUUUGAUAUACCUUCAAGUAGUCGAGGUUCAUUUACACUGAAGUAUAAACAGAAUUCUUUGCCUAAUCCCCCUCCAUCAUCCUACUUUUUAUGCAAUCCAAAUUUAUCAACACCACAGUUUGAUUCUUCUAAACCAAAUGUACCUCCACGUCCUAUUAUUUCGAAAACAUCCCGUCCAUCAUCAUCCCAGUGUUUUAGUUCUACAAUAUCUAUUGAUUCAAAAUCAGCCCCAUCGCUUUCCGGUGAAAACAGCAGACUGAAUUUAAACAAAUCUGAUGUAAUCAAAAAUCAGUUGGCAAAUACAAUAGGCUUAGAUACUUCUAUGAAUACGACAAAAAGUUGCCUCCCACCACCACCUCCUGCACCUUUACCAGUAACAAAAGUGCAAUACCAGUCAUCUAAAGAAGACACUCUUCAAAAUAUUGAUCUCAAAAACAACAUUGAAAAUGGUCUAGAAAAACAAGGGAAUGUAGGAAAGGGUGCAAACUCUUUUGAUAAAUGCAAAACUCCACUGCCAAUACCACCUCAAAUAUAUGCUCGUCUAGAAGCUGAAGUUCCCCCUUUACCUCCUCGAAAUCCACGUGUACGAGUAGUUGAUCUUGAUCAGUUAUGUGCAGCGUGUAAUGCAAAACUAGGUUUUGAGGAUUCAAUGGUUAUCGAGUCUUUAAAUCUUUACUACCACCUACCAUGUUUUGUAUGUGCAAGAUGUGGUAUUUCAUUGGGGGAUGGUUUAUCAGACGUUGAAGUCCGUGUCCGAAGAAAUUUGCUCUACUGUUCAAACUGUCAUUCAAAGAAUAUGAACCUGAAUGAUAACAAGCAUGAACAUGAUUUAAAGACGCGUCAACAGCUCACAUGCCAACCACCAAAACCACCCAGGCCGACUGAUAGACGAUAUCGGCACGGAAGAAAUUCAAUAGUUGUGAAAGCAAGUUAUAUUGGCAAGUUUUAA